Molecule: messenger RNA, 1110 nt
Organism: Carassius gibelio (silver crucian carp)
Lineage: Eukaryota; Metazoa; Chordata; Actinopteri; Cypriniformes; Cyprinidae
Product: histone H2A-like
Exons: 1
Coding region: 103-489 (128 amino acids)
Cellular component (GO): nucleosome
Molecular function (GO): structural constituent of chromatin; DNA binding; protein heterodimerization activity
Source: RefSeq, a predicted model, not a curated record
AAACCAAUGAGCGAAUUGUUUUGUUUAAAUUGAAUUGUUUAAAACUGGAUAACUGUUACUUGAUAUGAGCCGUGUUUAUGUUGAAGUUAUCACAUUUGAAUAAUGAGUGGCAGAGGUAAAACAGGUGGUAAGGCCAGGGCGAAGGCUAAGACUCGUUCCUCCAGAGCAGGGCUGCAGUUCCCCGUCGGUCGUGUUCACAGACUCCUCCGCAAAGGGAACUACGGCGAGCGCGUCGGUGCCGGUGCUCCGGUGUAUCUGGCCGCUGUGCUCGAGUAUCUGACGGCUGAGAUCCUGGAGCUGGCCGGAAACGCCGCUCGGGACAACAAGAAGACCCGUAUCAUCCCCCGUCACCUGCAGCUGGCGGUGCGCAACGACGAGGAGCUCAACAAACUCCUGGGCGGAGUGACCAUCGCUCAGGGCGGCGUGCUGCCCAACAUCCAGGCCGUGCUGCUGCCCAAGAAGACUGAGAAACCCGCCAAAACCAAGUGAACACGAGGACACAACACUCACAAAGGCUCUUUUCAGAGCCACACACUUUCUCUUUAAGAGCAUGUAUCUAUUGUACACACGAUUCGCGUUGUAUGUGUGUUACCAGUAGUGUGAAUUUGUACGAUGUACAUUUAGUCCUGUAGCAGAAACUUCUGACUUAAAUGAGGACAAUGGAAGCAAUCAAAAUCAUUAAAAGAGCAAUUAUACAGAAUUCCUAUAACAAGUCUCAGUUAGAUUAAUACAAUACAUAUAGUACGGCCUUUUAAGUAAUAUAAAUACAAAGAAAAUCGAAUGGAAAAAGACUAGGAAAUUAGUUUGAACCAUUAUAUAUGUUUUUAAAGCAUGUAGUUAGAAUAGAGCGUCAAAUAAAGACGGAAAAUAUUUUUUUUUGUGUGUGUACUAUUUACUUAAUUCAAUGUGAGUGGAUCAGCACAAAAGUAUCCUUAAAUGAUAAAAAUACACAUUGGUCAUAUGUUUUACUGGAAUAAUGAAGAUAAGUUUACAUUUUAAAACAUUCAUGUAGUGUAAUUAGAUCUGUUACAUAAGCCUUUUGGUGAUAAUAAAAUUAUUAAAGCAAAACAAAAACGGGUCAUUGAACGUUUGAGCGGGAAACGCAGACUG